AGGUCAGGGCCGCUGAUGGUGGUAUAGGAAAUAUCUCAAGGUAGCUGGGCGAGUCCCCUCUUCCCCACCUACAUCUUGUCCUCCCCCCCACGCCACCACCACCCUGGCUCCCCUCCCUCAUGACGGCCUGGAUCCUCCUUCCUGUCAGCCUGUCAGCCUUCUCCAUCACUGGCAUAUGGACUGUGUAUGCCAUGGCCAUGAUGAACCACCAUGUGUGCCCCUUGGAGAACUGGUCCUACAAUGAGUCCUGCUCUUCUGACCCUGCUGAGCAAGGCAGCCCCAAUACCUGCUGCACCCUGGAUGAUAUCCCCUUCAUCAGCAAGUGCGGCACACAUCCCCCAGAGAGCUGUCUCUUCAGCCUCAUUGGCAAUGUGGGUGCUUUCAUGGUGGCCCUGAUCUGCUUUCUGCGCUACGGGCAGCUCCUGGAGCAGAACCGGAACUCCCGGAUUAACACCACAGCGCUCAUCACAGGCUGCACCAACGCCGUGAGCCUCAUGAUGGUCGGCAACUUUCAGGUGGAUCAUGCCAAGUCUCUGCACUACGUUGGAACUGGUGUGACCUUCCUUGCGGGGCUGCUCUUUGUAUGCCUGCACUGUGCCCUCUCCUUCCACGGAGCCAUUGCCCCCCUGGACCUGGCUGUGGCCUAUCUGCGAAGUGUGUUGGUUGUCAUCGCCUUUGUCACCCUGAUCCUCAGUGCUGUCUGCUUUUUCCAUGAGAGUUCUCAGCUGCAGCACGGGGCAGCCUUGUUCGAGUGGGUGUUUGUCAUCGACAUCCUCAUUUUCUAUGGUACCUUCAGCUAUGAGUUUGGGGCAAUCUCCUCAGACACACUGGUAGCUGCCCUGCAGCCUGCCCCUGGACGGGCCUGCAAGUCCUCUGGAAGCAACAGCACCUGCACCCACCUCAACUGUGCGCCUGAGAGCAUCGCCAUGAUCUGAGGUCUGGGGAGGGUGGCUGGCCCGACUUUCACAGCACCCCACUCCAUAUCUUCUUUGCAUUUAUUUUGUAUCAAAAAUGAUUUUGAGAAAGUAUUCUGUGGGGAUCUGGGCUUCCUCGCUCUUGGAGAAGUAGCCAUCCCACAUCCACCUGUGCCAUAGAGGGGCAGGCCCUGCCAGCUGCCUUGGCUGCACGACCUGCUCCCCUACCCUGUGGUGGUGUUUUGUGUUAACAGUCACCUGUCCUCACUUGCCCAGCCAGCCCUUCAGGUGCCUUCUACUCCCAGUGCCCGAGCCAGACCACUGGGGUUUCCUGCUGCAGGAAUUGGGGGCUGGGACCAGCAGGGGGGAUAGAGGUCUUGGGGGUGGGGUAAGCAUGCCUUAGUCUAAGGGAUUGCCCCCCUCUGGACCCACUGAGCUGCACUGGGAUUCUUCACUCUGCCCCUCACUUCCUUUAGGGCAAAUAACACAGCAGAACCACAUGGGUAUUUUAGUACUUUUUUUUUAUAUCUAUUAAAAGAAUUCUAAUUUGCA
Molecule: messenger RNA, 1466 nt
Organism: Galeopterus variegatus (Sunda flying lemur)
Lineage: Eukaryota; Metazoa; Chordata; Mammalia; Dermoptera; Cynocephalidae
Gene: TMEM150A
Product: transmembrane protein 150A
Exons: 7
Coding region: 120-935 (271 amino acids)
Biological process (GO): protein localization to plasma membrane
Source: RefSeq, a predicted model, not a curated record